Messenger RNA from Elephantulus edwardii (Cape elephant shrew), 705 nucleotides. It is a transcript of the gene HES4, whose product is annotated as hes family bHLH transcription factor 4. The transcript has 4 exons. Gene Ontology annotation, cellular component: nucleus. Gene Ontology annotation, biological process: anterior/posterior pattern specification; regulation of transcription by RNA polymerase II. NCBI's taxonomy places the organism in Eukaryota, Metazoa, Chordata, Mammalia, Macroscelidea, Macroscelididae. The coding region runs from base 1 to 705 and encodes 234 amino acids. Gene Ontology annotation, molecular function: DNA-binding transcription factor activity, RNA polymerase II-specific; RNA polymerase II cis-regulatory region sequence-specific DNA binding; protein dimerization activity. The record is from RefSeq and is a predicted model, not a curated record.
AUGCCCGCGGAACCUCUGGGGAAGCCCAGCGCCUCGCCACGAGCCGGAGCGCCCGCCAGCGCCCACAGGACCCCGGAUAAGCCCCGGAGCGCGGCCGAGCACCGCAAGUCCUCCAAGCCGGUCAUGGAGAAGCGGCGCCGAGCGCGCAUCAAUGAGAGCCUGGCGCAGCUCAAGACCCUCAUCUUGGACGCUCUCAGGAAAGAUAGCUCGCGCCACUCAAAGCUGGAGAAGGCGGACAUUCUAGAGAUGACUGUGAGACACCUGCAGGGCCUGCGGCGGGUACAGGUGACAGCCGCUCUCAGCGCCGACCCUGCGGUCCUGGGCAAGUACCGCGCCGGCUUUAACGAGUGUCUGGCGGAGGUGAGCCGAUUCCUGGCUGGCUGCGAGGGCGUCCCCACCGACGUGCGCUCCCGCCUGCUCGGCCACCUGGCGGCCUGCCUAGGCCAGCUGGGGUCCUCAUGCCGCCCGGCCCCUGUGACCCCCGCUGCCGAGACUCCGGCGUCUGAGGUCUAUUCCGGCUGCCCACUGCUGCCGGCCCUUGACAGCGCCCUCCCUCUGCUGCACUCCGGGGCUCCCUUCUCGCUCCUACCAGCCUUCACCAACUCAGGUCUCACGCCAGUAGCAGGCCUGACCCGGGCGCCCCCUCCCGCCCCCCGACCGGGGAUGCAGAGCCGGGAGGCGCCCUGGAGACCGUGGCUGCGGUGA